Molecule: messenger RNA, 1170 nt
Organism: Fusarium sp. VM40
Lineage: Eukaryota; Fungi; Ascomycota; Sordariomycetes; Hypocreales; Nectriaceae
Source: the annotation of a GenBank genome assembly
AUGGACACUAUGAAUUAUUGGACGCGAAUCUCAACAUAUCUUCUGGGUAUCCUUAUUACUCAGUAUGCAGAAGCGAGGCCGACGACAGCAAGAGAACCAGGGUUGAGUAGGGAAGAUGUGAAGUCACUAGUAUACCAUAUACUAGAAAGCUCUAAGCUUUCCAAAGAUCUUGCCACGAAGGACGAAGGACUCUCACAAGAUGACGACUCGAACAAGCGUACAAUCACCGGGGCCGAGAAGGGUGCUAUCGUUGGAGGAACUGUUGCUGCUGGGAUCGUCCUCGGAGUGACGGUAUUUGUUGUUGUCCUCAUAUACAAACAAUACCUCAUCCGUCGACAACAGCGUGGUGUAUAUGUCAAUACUGCAACAUCACCACAUCAAAAUGGUUCCAAACCAGAAACAACGGCUGUCAGUUCGACCUGUGGAUCGUGGCGCCAUACCUUCAAUCACCGGAUGUCUGUCCCCGACUCGGCGUCUGUGUAUUCACAGCGAUCUUUCGGAAACGAUAUCAGUACCGCCCAGAUCGGAGUGGCCACUGCUCAACCCAUGCCACCGACAACGAUGCCAUCAAAGGCUGCCCAAAUGCUGGGAAUUGAGCCUCUAGAAUCGACUACGCCUUUGACAAGGACACCUCUUCCAUCACCCCGUUUACCGAUCAAACCUUUUCCCCAGAACUCUAUGCCACAAGGUCCUCUACCGCAAAGUCGCCCGCCACAAUGUCCUCUUCCAUCUAUUCCUGUGCCAUCUGGUAGUGAAGAGGACGUUUUGUCCCGUGGCCCCCGAGAUCGCACAUCAUCUAACUGCACAAUGAGCACCCUCGGGAGGGAACUGCUUCACGAUGUAAUGCAGCCUCUGUCUUUAUCUCAGACCAAGUUCAGCCCGCCUCCCGAUAAGACAGAGUUCACUCGUCCGCCACUACCCAUAUCGAAGGUGAAGAAGCCUCCACCAGUGGCCUUCAACAACAACACGAAAGGACAGAAGAGGAUGCCCAGCAGACGGUACUUUGUACCCCUGUUCAAAAAUAACGGACAGUUGUUGAGUCCGACGUCACCAGAGGAGAGCUCGGCUCCAGAGACAGCAAUAGAGGAGGAGACGAAUGCUAAGGCAGAGACAGUUCUUAGAGACUCGUCGAGGGCAGGGUUAUUCUUCAUGGGAGAGAAUAAGAUAUGA